Vitis riparia (riverbank grape) is the source of this 402-nucleotide messenger RNA. Its product is annotated as 4-hydroxyphenylacetaldehyde oxime monooxygenase-like. The transcript has a single exon. Bases 1 to 402 code for a protein of 133 amino acids. NCBI's taxonomy places the organism in Eukaryota, Viridiplantae, Streptophyta, Magnoliopsida, Vitales, Vitaceae. The record is from RefSeq and is a predicted model, not a curated record. Gene Ontology annotation, molecular function: iron ion binding; heme binding; monooxygenase activity.
AUGGACUAUUUCAAGAUCCACGACAAAAGCAGCAGCAGAGAAUAUGACAUUUACCCCGAAACAAGGAUCCUAGUCAAUGCAUGGGGAAUCGGAAGAGACCCCAAAAGCUGGAAGGACCCAGAGAGGUUUGAGGACUGUGAGAUUGAGUUUUAUGGGAAGCACUUUGAGCUAUUGCCAUUUGGGGGUGGCAAAAGGAUUUGCCCUGUGGCUAACAUGGGAGUCAUCACCGCAGAGUUCACAUUAGCAAACCUGGUCUGCUGUUUUGAUUGGGAACUUCCCUGUGGGAUGAAGAUAGAGGACCUUGGUCUUGAAGAAGAGCUGGGUGGCAUCACUGCUGGCAGGAAGACACCUCUUUGCCUUGUUGCUAGGAGAUGUGGUUGCAGUUGCACUGAGCCUAUGUGA